Messenger RNA from Peronospora belbahrii, 882 nucleotides. Lineage: Eukaryota; Oomycota; Peronosporomycetes; Peronosporales; Peronosporaceae. The record is from the annotation of a GenBank genome assembly.
AUGGAUGAGUUCUCAGGCAACACUAGAAAACUUCUUGCAGGCGCAAUGUCAGGAAUGAUUUCGGCUCUAGCAUUCCAGCCACUGGAUGUACUGCGUACCCAUCAGCAGGGCGCGUUCACAACGCAAGUGGAGCCUCGUAAGGCAUCUACAGCUUUCUCUGAAACAAUCAAACAAUCAAGACCAGCAAAUGAUUUAAUGGACAAAGUACGAUCCAUGUGGCGUGGCACGUCGCCCACGCUCGUGCGUGUAGCGGGUGGUGCUGGUCUCUACUUUGCCACGUUAGACUACUGCCUGCAUAUGUUUCCAAGCUCUGCAGCCAACACGUUUUUAGCUGGAGCCUUGUCACGAACAUUUGCCGGCGGAAUUAUGUCGCCUUUGACUAUUGUAAAAGCCCGGAUGGAGUUUCUUCCUCCUGGCACUUUCCACAGCAGCGUUCAUGUGGUGCGUCACGUGCUACGUCACGAAGGCGUGCGUGGAUUGUAUCGCGGCAUGUUGCCUACGCUCAUCAGAGAUGUACCAUUUUCUGGGCUCUAUGUGCUCAUUUAUACGCGUCUGCGUGAUUCGUGGACUCAAAAGUUCUUGCAUCUGCCAUUGUACGGCGUGCAUUUUAGUUGCGGUGUUGUCGCAGGCGUGCUUGCCACGUCCAUCGUGCAUCCAGCUGAUGUUAUAAAGACACGGAUGCAGCUCACCAUUAUGGCAAAUAACGGUAAAGGAGGCGCUGUGUCCAUGCAAAACUCUCUUACGUUUCGUCAAACGGUGGCAAAGAUCUAUCACCAUGAAGGCAUGGGUGGCUUUGCGAAGGGCAUCAUUCCGCGUGUCGUCAAACGAACGCUCUCUACUGCAGUCACGUGGACGAUAUACGAGCAGUUGUCUUUGAGGUAG